GGUUUGGGGGUCCCCCCACCCCCCCCCCCCCCCUUUUUUUCCCCCCCCCCCCACAGUUACCGGUACUGCAAGAACAAACCCUACCCCAAGUCCCGCUUCUGCCGGGGGGUCCCUGACCCCAAAAUCCGCAUCUUCGACCUGGGGAGGAAGAAGGCGAAGGUGGACGAGUUCCCCCUGUGCGGGCACAUGGUGUCGGACGAGUACGAGCAGCUCAGCUCCGAGGGUAAGGGGGAGGCUUUUUAG
This is a messenger RNA of Neopelma chrysocephalum (saffron-crested tyrant-manakin), 243 nucleotides long. Its product is annotated as 60S ribosomal protein L10-like. The transcript is spliced from 2 exons. Gene Ontology annotation, molecular function: structural constituent of ribosome. Gene Ontology annotation, biological process: translation; ribosomal large subunit assembly. The record is from RefSeq and is a predicted model, not a curated record. The annotation marks the transcript as partial. Gene Ontology annotation, cellular component: cytosolic large ribosomal subunit; ribosome. NCBI's taxonomy places the organism in Eukaryota, Metazoa, Chordata, Aves, Passeriformes, Pipridae.